AGUGAUCGUACAUUGUUCCAACUAAGACAAGGGGCGUACAAUACUUUACCCAGACCCAGUACUUUGAACCGUCGAUGGUCUGAUAAGUACAGUGAUCGUAGGAGACCUACACAAAGGAGUGAGGGUGAUGACGAGGCCGACAACAGGAGGAAGAACGAGGUUCCUGUAUCGAUAGGCGAGGCUACGAUGACCGACGAAGAGAGACGAAGAUAUCGCGAAAUGCUAGCAGCCAAACUGAACGUGAAAACAGAGGAUGAGAAAGAACACCGAUGGAUGUUGUAUUCACGUUUGGAGCCUGCGGUCCCAAUGCCGACGAUGUGUUUGAUAAGGAGAAGGACAUGGUCAGCGGCUUUCUAGAGACGAUCAAAGUCGCGGAUAGUUACUACGGGGUGAUAGAGUACGGAGAGAAUCAGGCAAAUAUAAUGGCCAGACUGGGUGAUUUCAGAAAUAAAGAAAGGCUCAAUCAGUUUAUCAAUACUAUACCACGUAGCGGUGAAGGUCGUGCUAUUGACAAGGCAUUAGAGAAAGCGCGGGAAUUGUUGCUAGGCAGCGGACGAAAUGACGCGAGAAAAGCGUUGGUGAUUUUUGCGAAUGGAAAAUCUAGUGCUCGUCUUGCAGAAUUGACGAAGGAAGCGAAACCGUUACACGACGCUGGUGUUAAAAUUAUCGCUGUUGGUAUUGGUGAUGAUGUUGAUGAUGAAGAACUGAACUCCAUUGCUACGAAUAAGAUUAUUGCUCAACCGUACGACGAAGCUGCUCCUUUGGGUCAUCUUUUGGCACACGAAGUCACCGAAGCUCCGUCAAAGGAACUCGUGGAUGUGACGUUCGUCAUGGGAUCAUCAGGGAUUGAAGGCGAUAUGAUAUUCGAGAAAGAGAAGGAGAUAAUUCAGUCGUUUGUUGACGCUUUGAAAAGCAACGAUACGCAAAUUGCUGUCGUAAACUAUGGAAACGACGACGCGAAAGUUGAAGCAAAAGUUGGUCAAUUUAAGGAUAAAGAGGAUUUGAUGUCCUGUGUCAAUAAACAGACGAGGCUUGGCGAUGGAAAAGCUUUGGGUAAAGCUCUUGAUAAAACCGAAAAGGUUCUUUCUGAAACUGGCCGGCCUGGAAUAAGAAAGGCUGUGGUCGUGUUUGCAAACGGAAGGUCUGGGUCCGAUAAUAUCAGUCUUGCGAAAAAAGCACGUGAUCUACAUGGUAACGACGUCAAAGUUGUAGCAGUUGGUAUUGGUGAUGACGUCAACGAGGACGAACUACAGGCUCUUGCAAACGCCGGCGUCAUUAUGGCGGGUAGAGAUUCAGAUAGUGACGUCACAGCGGGAACUAUCGUGAAGUAUCUUGAGAUGAUCUCAGAAGCUGCAGAAGAUGCGUUAGAUAUUGCAUUUGCCUUUGGUGCUUCUGGAUCUGAUGCAGAUCUUUCAUUCAAGAAAGCGAAGGAAAUGAUUAAAAUCUUCAUCGAUUCCCUGAAAGUCCACGAUACUCAAUAUGGCGUCAUAGAGUACAGCAACGAGGCAAGAGUCCACGCUACUUUUGGUCAGUUCAACCGCAAGGACAGACUUAAAGCUCAAAUUUCGUCCAUUGAAAGACGCGGCGAAGCUGUUGGACUUCAUAAAGCAUUAACGGCCGCUUACGAUCUACUCGCGAAGAAUGGACGACGAGGUGCAAGGAAAACUCUUAUAGUAUUCACUAGCGGCAAGGCUGAUGCGAGCUUAAAUGAAGUAAGGGACAGCGCGAAGUCUCUUCAAGAUGCUGGCAUAAAGAUUGUGUCUGUUGCUAUUGGUGACAGUGCUGACGUAAGUCAGUUGAAAGAGAUCUCUACAAAUGAAGAAGUAGUUAAGUGUGAAUUGACUGGAGAUAGUGACGCUAUAAUUCACAGGGUUUCUCAUGAUGUUGUGAGCGCUGAGCUUAGCGGUGAGACAGUGGACAUUGUAUUUGCUCUUGGUUCGGCUGGCUCUGAUGCUCACAUGGUGUUUGAGAAAGAGAAGGAAAUGGUCGCAACUUUUGUUAACUCACUCGACACGGCAAAUCUUCGUUAUGCUCUCGUUAAUUAUGGUGAAGAUGCCACACUUCAGGCAAACUUUAACGAUCACAAGGAGAAAUAUGAUUUCAAGGAAUUUCUUGAUACACUUGCAUGGCCCGGUCACGGUGUAGGCCUUGCAAACGCCUUGGAAAAGUCGGCUGCUGUUUUCAAGGACAGCGGUCGUGUCAAUGCGAAGCGUGUGCUUGUACUCUUCACCAACGCACAGUCCAAUGCGCGCGCACAAGAUUUGCAGAAAUACUCACGUGAUCUUCAAGAGACGGCGGUGAAGGUUAUCGUCGUUGCCAUUGGCGAUGACGUGAACGAGGAAGAGUUGAGUCAGUUGAAUGGGCAACCUAUGGUUCGUCACCAGGUUCACGAGGAUUUGAACGUGAUUGCAAAGACACUGGCGUGUGAUAUGUUGAGCAACGAAGCCGACGCUGUACAAACUCCAGUCCUUUCUCCUAUUCCUAAAGUAAAACUGGACGUUGUGUUCGCCAUUGGUGCCGCAGGAAAAGACGCCAACGACGUUUUUGAGAAAGAAAAGUUGAUAGUGAACUCAUUCAUCGAUAACUUGAAAGAUAACGAUGCCCAAUUCGCCAUCAUCGAAUUUGGGAAUAAAGCAAGUGUGAAAUCAAACCUCGGGGACGAAAUGAAUGCUGGGAUAUUGGCUGCGUCCGUCGCAGAUCUGCAGAGAAGCGGAGAAGGAAAAUGCUUGGAUAAGGCGCUUGAGCAAGCUGUUGAGGUCUUCCACCAAAAAGCACGUGCCGGCUCUAACCGCGUCCUUAUUGUCUUGACGAACGCCAAAUCCAGUGCUAGAACCCAGGACUUAAAGAAACAUUCGCAAAGCUUGACUGAUGCCGGAGUCAAAGUCCAAGUGGUUGCUAUUGGCAACGAUAUUAACGAAGAUGAGCUGGUUCAAAUAACGAGUAACGAAAUUCCUCUGCUGAGAAUUCAACCGUACGAGGAUCCUCACACCGUGUUAAAGGAGACUGCAUGGAUUAUUGGGGAAAAGCAAGAUGAAUACCUCGACAUUGUCUUCGCAUUUGGAUCCUUUGGAGAAGCAGCAAAAGAAAUAUUUUACAAAGAAAAACAACUUAUUUCAUCAUUUAUUGACUCCGUUCAAAAACCCGACACGAGGUAUGGCGUUAUAGAGAUAGGACCACGUGCCAAGGUUUGUGCUAUGAUUGGCCAAUAUCGUGAUCACGUGCGUCUCAAACGUCACGUGAAUCUGGUGCGUCGUACUGGGGAUGCAACAGGUCUCGAUCACGCGCUAGAUGUCGCGGCCGGCAUGUUUGAAAAUCAGGCUCGUCCCAACUCCCGCCGCGUCUUGGUCGUGUUUACAAACGGGAAGUCUGGGGCCAAGAGCGAGCAAGUAAAGCAGAACUCCGAAAGGUUGAUCAAAGCAAAUGUAGAUAUCAUAGUGGUUGCUAUUGGUGAUGACAUUGACGACGAAGAAUGUCAAAAUGUCUCGUGUGGUAAUCGUCCAAUCGUGUGCAUUGAUCCCGAACAGAAUCCUCGAGCUUUUGUUUAUUCUAUUGUCAAAGAGAUAGAGGAAGUGAAAUGUGUGAAACCCACUGAUAUUGUUUUUGUUAUUGGUGCUGCUGGGAAUGGAGCUGAAAACAUCUACAAUAAAAACAAAGAGAUCAUAAGCAAAUACAUUGAAGCAAACAAGGUUCCAAAUACAAUGUACAGUAUAGUUGAUUACGGUCCCAAAGCUGUUGUUCGUAGCAAGUUUGGUGAAAAUAAACAACGCGCCAUAUUAUUGGAUCAUAUUGAGAACCUUCAACAUCCUGGAGAUGGGAAAGCUUUGGAUAAGGCUUUAGAGCAAUCUCUGAAUUUGCUUGAAAAUGAAGGUCGAUUUGGUGCCAAGAAAAGGGCUGUUUUGUUUACAAACGGUAAUAGCGGCGCGAGCCCCGGUCACCUCAAGAAAUACUCGUCUCUUUUGGAGGACGCAAAUGUCAAGAUUAUCACGGUUGCUGUGGGUGAUGACGUCAAUGACAGUGAAAUACGUCAUGUAAAUUCAGAUGAAGAAACUAUUGUGAAAGUGGCUGUUGAUGACGAACCAGAGUCAGCGGUCUUUGCUGUAGCAAGACUAGUUCAAGGACCGAAUAAAGUCAAAUACGACAUUAUCUUCGCCUUUGGUGCCAUGGGAGAAUCCGCUGACAUGAUUCAUCUGAAGGAAAAAGAGAUGAUUGGCUCUUUUAUCGACUCGUUCGCGGCCGGAGAUUAUCGUUAUGCCGUCGUGGAGUACGGCAGCAAGGCUUACGUGAAGGCGAAAUUUGACGAAAUCCGUGGAAAGGAUGAGAUGAAAGAAUUUGUGAAGAAUAUCAAAAGAAGUGGAGAAGGUAAAGCUCUGGACAAGGCUCUUGAACAGUCGCAUGACUUGUUUAAAAAAUAUGGUCGUCCAACAGCUAAGAAUGUCCUUAUUGUCUUCACCAAUGGCAAGUGCAACGCGCGAGCCAAUGAACUGAAGAAAUACGCCACGAGUCUUUCCGAACUUGGUACGAAAUUGAUCGUCGUUGCUAUUGGGGAAGAGGUCAGCGUCGACGAGUUACUUCAUGUUGCUUCGAAUAAAGAAUCCAUCGUGAGGGCACAACCAGAGGAUGAUUGUAGCCAGUUGUUUAACAGCAUUGUACGCGACACUAUUGAAGAACGACCCGUGACUGACGUAGAUGUUGUCUUUGCUCUCGGAACUUCCGGUGAACAUGCAGACGAAAUGUUUGAAAAAGAGAAAGAGUUUGUGAACGGUUUUAUCGACGCGUCCAAUUAUGGUGAUACAGAUUACGCUUUUAUUGAGUUCUGCGAUCCGCUAAAGCUUCAUUUCAGUUUUAAAGAUUUCAACAACAACAAAGAUAUCAAAAACAAAAUUUGCUCGCUUUCUCGACACGGAGAUGGUACGUCAAUGGCCGAAGCUCUACGAAAGGCACACGAACUUUUCACGAACGACAGUCGAUCUUCAUCGCAUAAAGUUCUCAUUGUUAUGACGAACGGUCAUCUUAGUGGUCGUGCGGGAGAAUUGAGAAAUGGCGCAAAGGCUCUUCAGAAGAUUGGAGUUAAAGUUAUAACGGUUGCCAUUGGUGAUGAUGUUGAUCAUGACGUAAUACGGCAGCUGUCAUGUGACGAAGGCAAUGUUAUUCACGUGAAAAAAGACGAGGAUGUGGGAUGUUUGGUCUACGUCAUUACUCGUGAGGCUGUGAAAGGAACUCCUGUUUAUGAUGAGGUUGUGAAAGAAGAAACAUUUUUGCGUCAAGUGUUUUUGCAACCAAGAGUCAAUCUUAUACUUAAACCAAGUACAUCAACGACCGAGCAGGCUCAGAUUGACGAGGAAGCGAAGAGACUGGAACGAGAACAACUCGAGGCCGAGAAGAGGGCCGAGGAGGAGACUUUGAAAUUCGAGGAGAUAGAAAGACAAUUGGAGGAAAAAGAGGAGGAAGCAAGAUUGGAAAUUGAGAGAUUAGAAAUUGAAGAAUUAGAACGUAAACAGAAAGAAAAUUUGAAAGGAGAAAAAGCUCAAAGGAAAAAGAAAGAAGAAGAAGAGGAAGAAUUAGCGAUGAUGCAAUUUGCUGUAGCCACACCGGAGACUGAAAUAAUCAGAAAAGCGCACGAAAGGACUUUGGAUCUUAACGAAGCGGUACCUGAAAGCUAGUUUUCAUCGUGUGACGAAUGACGUGAACAAUGGAAGUACGCAGGACUUUGCAAAAACGACUAUCGUUAUUAAUACGAAAAAUUUUAACCGGAAUAGCACAAUCAGUUCAGCGUAUAUUGAUCCAAGUUCUCAACAAUACGAAGUGCAAACUGUGUAUAUCGACCCCAGUUCUCAACAAGAAGAUUUUAGGUAUAAAAGAGACGAGACUCCUGAAGUACAGACGCCAUAUAUCGACCCCAGUUCUCAACAAGAAGAUUUUAGAUAUAAAAGAGACGAGGCUCCAGAAGUACAGACGCCAUAUAUCGACCCCAGUUCUCAACAACAUGACGUUCGAUA
Molecule: messenger RNA, 5996 nt
Organism: Xenia sp. Carnegie-2017
Lineage: Eukaryota; Metazoa; Cnidaria; Anthozoa; Malacalcyonacea; Xeniidae
Product: collagen alpha-3(VI) chain-like
Exons: 21
Coding region: 270-5660 (1796 amino acids)
Source: RefSeq, a predicted model, not a curated record